This is a messenger RNA of Hemibagrus wyckioides, 960 nucleotides long. Its product is annotated as odorant receptor 131-2-like. Gene Ontology annotation, cellular component: membrane. Gene Ontology annotation, molecular function: G protein-coupled receptor activity. The record is from RefSeq and is a predicted model, not a curated record. The coding region runs from base 1 to 960 and encodes 319 amino acids. Lineage: Eukaryota; Metazoa; Chordata; Actinopteri; Siluriformes; Bagridae. The transcript has a single exon. Gene Ontology annotation, biological process: G protein-coupled receptor signaling pathway.
AUGGCCAACAUGUCUGGCCCAUUGACCAUUGUAGAGAUGCAGGCCAUCAGACAGGAUUUUACAGGCGAGAGGAUCAUUAGGCUAUUCUUGGCGGUGAUCACACACUCCUUCUUCAUUUAUGUGAACAUUGUGAUGCUUUUUACCUUGCGCACCAAGGCCAUCUUUUGUGAGACGCCACGCUACAUCCUGUUUGCCCACAUGCUCCUGAAUGACACUAUUCACCUGAUAGUUGCCCUUGUGCUCUUCAUACUCAAUUCCUUAUACUCUAUGGUGGUGCGUGCUGCUUGUGCCUUCAUUGUGUUGGUGUCUUCCACAACAUUUGUCAACGCACCACUAAUUCUGGCUGUCAUGUCCCUGGAGAGGUACACAGCCAUCUGCUUCCCAUUGCGACACAGCGAAUUGGCUACGCCAGCACGUGCGAGUGUGGCUGUGGCUCUGGUGUGGGUUUUGGGCAUCACUGAUGUGCUAAUUGAUGUGUGUGCUCUCUUCCUCCUUGCAGAGCCAUCAUUCUACUUGUCUCCUACAGUGUGUACCAUCAAACAGCUGAUUGUGGCACCCUGGCAGCAGGGCAGGAGUUUGAUAUUCAAAGUCCUGCUCUUCAUUAUGGUAACCAUUGUGUUGCUCUACACAUAUGUGUCCAUCCUACGGCAGGCUCGUUUCGCCUCCUCUGACACCUCUGCCCACAAGGCCUUGCGAACUGUGAUACUGCAUGCGUUGCAGCUUGGACUCUCACUCAUGUCUUUCCUUUAUGAGUAUAUAGAAUACCUGCUGGGAAGCCUGCCAUUAAGUGUGUAUUCACAGUUGCGCUUCCUCAUCUUCUUUAUAGUGCUGAUUCUGCCACGCUGCCUCAGCUCUCUCAUCUAUGGCCUAAGGGAUGAGACCUUCAGGCCACUGUUUAAACAAAAAUUCCUUUGCUGUAUCACAAAAGUUGGGCCUUUAGAGGCUCUUACAAAACACUAA